Messenger RNA from Nerophis lumbriciformis (worm pipefish), 1464 nucleotides. The record is from RefSeq and is a predicted model, not a curated record. Lineage: Eukaryota; Metazoa; Chordata; Actinopteri; Syngnathiformes; Syngnathidae.
AUGGCCGCUUUCCGCAGAGUGGCCUCGUUGGCCGUUAAACUUAACCUGUGCUCGGUGUCAAAAAACGAAUUGGCCGGGCGUCUGGCCGCCUCCAGAGCGCGGAAGUGUCUCACAUUCGGGCUUUGUCUGGCGACGGGAGGCGCCGUGGCACUUUACUUCUACGAGGACAUAACUAACCGCAGAGGCUGGAGGAGGACGAUGGGGACUCACAGCAUCCACGGUUUGCUGCCGUCCAUCCCAGCUGUUGAGGCUAAAGAGAUGGCACAUCCAAUGGAAUUUGAAGAAGGAGAGGUCCACAUGUCGUCCCUUGAGCAUCGAUUCCGUAUGUUUAGCUCUGUGGAGUAUGAAGGACAACUCUACAUGACUCCUCAGAACUUCAUUGAGUCAGUUACCAUGAGUGAACCAAGGAAAAAGAGGCCCUGGAGGUCCCUGACCAAACAGGAGCUGGAAAAAAUUCUAUCAGAUACACCUCCUGUAUGGAGAGGAUCAUCCAAAUUAUUCCGUAAUCUGAGAGAACGAGGUAUCAUCUCAUACACAGAGUACCUCUUCCUGCUCUGCAUCCUGACAAAGCCGCAUGCUGGUUUUAAGAUUGCUUUCAAUAUGUUUGAUGCAGACGGCAACCAGAUGGUGGACAAGAGGGAGUUCUUGGUGCUUCAGGAGAUCUUUCGGAAGAAAAAUGAGAAAAAAGGCCGGAGAGGGGAUGCUGAGAAGUCAGCACAGUUGAGUAUGCAGCUGUAUGGAUAUCAGGUUGCCCCCAUGAACAGCGUGCUAAAAAAAGACAGUCAAGAGUUUGUGGCACGGAGUUACUGGGACGUUCUCAGGCGAGGCGCCAGCCAAAUCCUCUUUUCUGACCUGGCAGAGCGUGCUGAUGAGAGUUUAACCAUUGACACCACCCUGCUGGUCCAUUUCUUCGGAAAGAAAGGGAAGGCCGAGCUCACGUUUGAUGACUUUUAUAGAUUCAUGGACAACCUCCAGACUGAGGUGCUAGAAAUUGAAUUUCUGACUUACUCUAAAGGGAUGGCCACAAUCAGUGAAGAGGACUUUGCCAAGAUCCUCCUGCGCUUCACCAAUGUGGAAAACAUUGGUGCCUAUUUGGAAAAUGUCAGGCACAGCAUCCCUGAUGAAAAGGGAAUUACCUUUGAUGAGUUCCGUUCCUUUUUCCAAUUUCUCAACAACCUUGAGGACUUUGCCAUUGCCAUGCAGAUGUAUAAUUUUGCCUCUCGCUCCAUCGGACAAGAUGAGUUUGCAAGGGCUGUAUAUGUGGCCACAGGUCUUAAGCUGACACAUCACUUGGUCAACACUAUCUUCAAGAUCUUUGACGUGGAUCACGAUGAUCAACUCUCUUACAAAGAGUUUAUUGGCAUCAUGAAGGACAGACUGCACCGAGGUGCCAGGGGAUACAAAGCAAUGGAGCGAGCCAUCUCUUUUAGAUCCUGUCUGAAAAGAGAGCUGGCAAGCAGAUAA